GAUUUAAAUUAUCCACCAGGAACUAUGUGGCUGUAUGAGUAUGCUUAAGUGAGCUGGGGCUGCUUUCUCCCCCUCCCUUCUUGUCUCCCUGUUCAUAUAACCCAGGCUGCCUCCAGACUGCCUUUGCCCACUUGCCUCACUGGCCGUGAACACGGAAGGGUGCAGAGCCGCCGAGAAUGGGCACUUUCUUUUCUGAGCCAGGCUGGCUCUGCCUGACUGUCACCGCACUGCUGGGAGGAACAAUUCUUUGCAAACUCAAGACGAGCCCAGGGCAGGUGGGGAGAAAGGUGGUCUGCCUGGCGGGCCUCUGGGGAGGAGCUUACCUGAUCAGCCUGUCCCUCUUCUGGGGCUUAGUCCUCUUCUCCCUGUUGUAUUUCGUCAUGUAUACUUACUUUUCUGGCCAAGAGUUGUUACCUGUGGAUCAAAAGGCGGUGCUGAUCACAGGUUGCGAUUCUGGGUUUGGCCAUGGUUUGGCCAGGUAUCUGGACGAGCUGGGCUUCACUGUGUUUGCCGGAGUUCUGGAUGAACAGGGGUCCGGAGCAGAGGAAUUACGAAGAACCUGCUCCAAGCAUCUCUCUGUGCUCCAGCUGAACAUCACCAACACGCAGGAGAUAAAAGAGGCCUACAGCAAAGUGAAGGAGAAGGUGCAGAACAAAGGACUGUGGGCUGUGAUCAACAACGCCGGAGUCCUUGGCUUACCAACCGAUGGGGAACUCAUUCCCAUGACCGAAUACAAACGAUGCAUGGCCGUGAACUUCUUCGGGGCCGUGGAAGUCACGAAGGAAUUUCUGCCUCUUCUUAGAAAAUCCAAGGGGAGGCUGGUGAACAUCAGCAGCAUGGCAGGAGGGGUUCCAAUGCAGAAGAUGGCAGCCUAUGGCUCAUCCAAGGCAGCUCUGACCAUGUUUUCAUCAAUCCUGCGACAAGAGCUGUCCAAAUGGGGAGUUAAAGUCUCUGUCAUCCAGCCCGGAGGCUUCAAGACAAACAUCUCAGGCACGAGUCAAAUGUGGGAGAAGCUGGAGAGAACUGUCCUGGACAACCUCUCCCCUGAAGUGCAAGAGGACUACGGCCAGGACUAUAUCCUUAGCGAACGUAGUUUUCUCCGGUUAAUGAAAACCUCCGAUCCGGACAUCUCCCCAGUGCUCCUGGACGUUAGGCAUGCCAUCUCUGCUCAGAGCCCCUUUGCAUUUUAUGCGCCGGGGAAAUUGUCUUAUCUAUGGCUCUGUUUUGCUUCCUUCAGCCCUACUGGCAUAUUUGAUUAUCUUAGCGGAAAAAUAUAUACCUACAGUAAGAAGAUGCCCAGAGUGUUAAGCACAUCUAACUGGGAGGAUGAGGCUAUGUAGGCAAAUCAGUGGGAAAUGUUAAGCAUCUUGGAAUAAAAAGGAAUCUCAAGCUUCUCAUUAAAGUUGUGGCUUCCUUCCUUGCAGCCCCUGUGAAUUCUGUUGGUUGAAUAGGGAGACAGGAGGGAAGGGGGCAGGGCACAACUUUUAAAAGAAUGAUAGCUCCAUUGGGCAUAUGACCAAAAAAAGCUGGUUAGAACCAACUAGGCCAGAGUUGCUGGAAGAUUCAACUCCCAGUGGAUUGAGCUUCGUUAGAUGCUCAUUGUAAUUUAUUAGCUAAAUGACACACUCACAGGUGCCAGGACAGUUCUGAAGCCGACCAUAAAAGGCCAGAUGGCGGGCAGUGCUCCAAUUCCUGAAAAUCCUUACCCCUUCCCCGAAGCAGUUGGAGUGACCCUCCCAUUUAUUCACCUAUUAGCUUAUGAAAUCACCCAGCCCAUAAAAACUGACUGUCCCAUAUUUCAGGGCUG
Molecule: messenger RNA, 1807 nt
Organism: Dama dama (fallow deer)
Lineage: Eukaryota; Metazoa; Chordata; Mammalia; Artiodactyla; Cervidae
Gene: HSD17B2
Product: hydroxysteroid 17-beta dehydrogenase 2
Exons: 5
Coding region: 177-1340 (387 amino acids)
Molecular function (GO): oxidoreductase activity
Source: RefSeq, a predicted model, not a curated record